Molecule: messenger RNA, 1956 nt
Organism: Bombyx mori (domestic silkworm)
Lineage: Eukaryota; Metazoa; Arthropoda; Insecta; Lepidoptera; Bombycidae
Gene: Atox1
Product: copper chaperone
Exons: 4
Coding region: 1066-1284 (72 amino acids)
Biological process (GO): copper ion transport
Cellular component (GO): cytosol
Molecular function (GO): copper chaperone activity; metal ion binding
Source: RefSeq, a predicted model, not a curated record
GGCAGUUGUACUUACGCUUUUAAAUCCAAGAAUGUUGUUAACGGUUAUUUUGAAAGUUGUUUGCAUUCGUACACAAGUUCAUUGAUGGCAAGUCUUAACAAAAAACGUAAACAUUCCACCUGGAAGCGCCGUUUCGAGGUCAAAUUAACAUUAUUCUGCGAGAAUGAAUUGAAAAUAAUAAGGCCCACGGACAUACGGCACCAUGACAGUACAAGGCAUAGAUUAUACACUUAAAACAAGAAUCUACCACCGGAUCGGAAACGCGACCCAGUGAGAAGAUCCGGCGAGAAACUCAGUGGGCUGUGUCUGAGGGUUAAUUUACUCGUCGAGCCCUUCGUCGCAAGCGACGGGUUCGACGGAAGUACAAUAAUAGGCGCUAGAGGAAGAGCGCCAGCUAGAUGGGUGGACCAACUCAAGGAGGUGACUGGAGGCCAGAUACGGGGAGCGGUACAUAUGGCGCAGAACCGGACCGAGUGGAGAAGAUUGACAUACAGUCACGAUUCUCAGCAUUGAGGGAACGACCAGAAAGAAAGAAGAUAAUAUUAGAGAAUGCAAGUAUAAAAAGCAAGUGAAAUCAAAAUUCAACUAACACGGACGUUAAUUUAAUUGAAACUAGUAAAAUUAGCAACAAAAAUCCAAAGAUAAAUUUAAGAGGCGGCAUAGUAUGAGAUUGUAAGGCCCUCCGCCCAUCUCAAUGCAGUCUGGAGAAAAGUUUGUAUGACACUUAUGACAGUCCCGUCCAUUAUCUCCGUCCGUCUCUUUCUAACAUUGUGUUUUUAAUAAUUGAAUACAAAGCAGAAUAGCUAACAUAGCCUAUUUACACAAGUCUACUUUCGAAUUCGAACUAGUUAUCAGGGUUUUAUCAGUUUCUGAUUCUGUGCUAAGUGUAUUGCUAUAGACGUCCGCGAGAGACUACAGAAAUAUACCGCCAGAACAUUAUCCUCAAUUAAUUUUAUCAAUAUUUGAUAAAUGAUAAGAUCCUAAAAAGUUCAAUCACUUAUUGAGUGUUCGUCAAAGCCGUCGUAUUCAUUAUUUCAUAUAGUAUACGUGUACAGUUACAGUAAAAUGACUACGACACACAUAUUCAACGUAGAAAUGACCUGUGAAGGUUGUUCUGGCGCCGUCGAACGAGUUCUCAACAGACUGAAGGGGCAAGGUGUAGAGGAUAUAUCGAUUAGUUUACCAGAACAAAAGGUAUCUGUUAAAUCAACACUGAGUGCUGAUGAUUUACUAGAAAUAAUUAAGAAAACUGGCAAGAAAACCACAUAUGUUGGUGCUCAGUAGAAUUAGCUGGUUGGUUUUUGAUACCACAAAAUUUGUGGCCCUUUUGGAUGCUCAAAAUCAUUAUGGUAAAACAGUGUAAUAAUGAACAGCUAUAAUCUAUAAACUAACACUAUAUUUAAUCAAAAUGUAUAAUUUUAUCUCAUAUUCUGGCUAUUCAUGUUUACUGUAGCUUGAUGGUGAGUCCCACCAAAUGAAUAGCUUAUUUACCUGAUUUCACCAGCACUUAUCAUAAGCUAUAGCUUAUAUCAAUCCCAUACAUUUGUGUACUUUACUAAUAGUAGUAAAAUGUCUUCUCUAUCCCACACUAAUUGUUAUUGAUGUUGCUGCAUUGGAAAAUGUUAUAAACUUGUAAACUAUGUUGUGUAAUUCAAGAAUACUGGACCCAGUUAUGACUCACUUUGCAAAUCUUGGUUGUAAUGCACAUGUUAAACAUAAAUCUAAAACUAAACUUCAAGUGGAUUGCUCUAAAAAUAGUUAUGGCAACUAAAAUUUCUCUUGUUACAACUUAAUCUACAGAAAGGGACUCACUUUGUUGUAUCUUUUUGCCUAUCCUCAUGCAACUUAACAAAUGUGUGUUACCUGUAUAUGUUGUUAUAAUAUUGAUAUUUUUUUUAAGAAUUUAAUAAUGUAUAAAAUUAUACUAUUUAAUAAAAAUAUUAUUGAUAAACAUAA